CGAAACCAUUGGCGUCACGCCCUCGCCACGCCCACGUCUUUGCCUAGCCUUACCUUGGAUGACCAUGGCGUGCGGUUUUCCCUGCUUAUCUCGAAGAUGUUCUGCCUUCCUCGUUUUCCCUGCUCAUCUCGCAUUCCUCGCGUUCCGCACUCUUGCUCAGAUGUCUCUAAAGCCCUCUUGGCCCUGCAUGCAGGCCGCCACUGGUGGCAUGGAUGCGGCAUGGCGGGUUACAGAAAUCUUCGAUACUAUUCCUUUUCGGCGAGGUUCGACAGACGAGUUAGCUCUAACGUUUCCUAACCUCUUUUUUCUCCUCGUUUCCGGGCCGAAUUGCAUGCCAAGAUGAAAUAACGCUCAGAAACCGACAGCCUAUGAGAACGAAACCGAUCGAUUCGCCGCUUCCAAGUUGUGACCCUCCGAUUGGAGUCCUAGGCUCGGAGGUUACAGACCACUGCAAGCUCGCAGGUUACGGACCACUGCAGGGUGUUUCUGAGAAUUCUUAAAAAUAUCCGGCUCGGUUUUCACGAACCCUAGGGCACAUUCAAGUUUCGCCUGUAACACAAUCAUCCGAUUCUCACCCCCUGUUCUCACCCCCUGUUCUCGCCCCCUGUUCUCACCCCCUCCUCCCACCACUAUUCCCUCAUUCGUCUUUUAUGUGCGUCCUCAAAGCUGUUCUUCUCGUCUAGAUGCUGAAUCAGUCUUAUCGUCGUCUGCUCUUGAAAACUCCUUGGAAUUUCACACCUUUUUUCCAAUGUCAAUUCUCUGGCUUGCCUUUGUUGCUGUCGCGGCAGCAACGGUACUCAGGAUCCCGUCUGGGCCGCUGCUGCGCGCAUCCCCGCAUCUGAGUGUUCAUGUGCAACCGGCCGGUCGGGCUUUAAUAAACUUUUAUGGACUUCAAUAAUGGGGAGAUUACUCCUGUGUGUGAGGCAAGAGCAUAGGCCAUCAAAGAGCUUCUCCUUUCGUCACUGUUCUUUCAAACCCCUCUUGACUUCCUAUCCCCUUUGUGGCUCGCUCCUUCCCCCUUGUCCGUCCUUGCUUUUGAGGCUCGCUCAUUCCUCAAAAGCUUUCUCUGCCUAUCCCCUUCUGUGGCUCGCUCCUUCCCCCUUGUCCAUCCCGCCAGCAGCCAAGGCCCAACGGGCGUAGCACUUGUUGCUGCCAUUUUUGCUGCUGCUGCCCUGGUUGCUGCUGUUGAAGCAUGGAUGCCAGGAGGGGCAGAAGUAGAAGAGGGAGAGGGCGGAGAGGAGGAGGAUGACGACGACAAUGAUGAUGACGAUGGCGAUGGGUGGGAGAGGCAGUUGAGGCUGGGGGGGGAGGAGGAGAGGGGAGGAUGGGAUAUGUAUCUUUGGCAAAGGGAGGGGGAUGAGCGGGAGGAGGAAGACGAGGAGGAGGUGGAGCAGGAGGAGGUAUAUGAGGACGAGGAGGCUGAGGAGGAACGAAGGAGGCGUGUGUGGGAAAAUUUGGAGAGGCAGGCAGAGAAGGAGGAUGAUCGGGAGAUGUGGGAGGAAUGGCAGGAGGAGUGGGAGGAUAGGAGAGAGAGGAGUGGGGGAGGCGCCAAAGGUAGGAGAAGGUGGGAGUAGGAGGGGGGGUAGGAGAAUGGCGAGACGGAUGAGGAGAGGGGAGGAGGGGGAGGACGAUGGAGUGAUGGGUGUAUGGAACAGGGUGAGAGCUGGGAGACUGAAGGGGCAACCUCGAAAUUCAUGUACGAUAUGAUAGUGGUCUUCUCUCGCAUUGUCAGGCGUUUGCAAGUAAAUUUCACAUCAAUAAAAACAGGGCUCAACGUGCCAUGCCAACGCAUCGCGUUUACUCGUGUGCCAUGGUUUUGUGGAGUAGGCUGAGUGAUAAAUUGGAUAAAAGGCA
Messenger RNA from Closterium sp. NIES-67, 1854 nucleotides. The record is from the annotation of a GenBank genome assembly. Lineage: Eukaryota; Viridiplantae; Streptophyta; Zygnematophyceae; Desmidiales; Closteriaceae.